AAGAUCUUUUUUUUAUUCAACCCCAUGAUUGUUAUAUAACUAGAAAGGCUCAUUCCGAAAGAAAAAUUCACUAACUUGGUUUCUCUCUUCUUUUUUGUUAAUGUUACUAUGGCUGUGAGCGAUGGCUAUGCGAUUGCGGUGAAGGAAGCAGCUUCGGCCGGCAUUCACAGCGUAGAGAAACUCGUGAACAUGAUUUUGAAUCAACACAGAGAGGGUGGUUCUGAAUUGGAAGCAGUUGCUGACGUGGCGGUGAACCGCUUCAGCGAGGUUAUUUCGCUGCUCGAGAAACCAACAACAACCAGAACCACCGGUCACGCUCGUUUCCGAAGGGCCCCUACAACGGCGCCACCUGUCCCUGUUGUUCAGUUGCAGCAAAUGGUGCAUGAUUCAAAACACAAACUACAGCAACAACAGAACGAGACAGAACAAAAACAACAAACCUCUGCUUUUAAGGUUUAUUGUCCCCCUCCUCCUCCUCCUCUGCCUCAGAAUCAAAAUCACCAAGAACAACCUUUUAUUCUUCCUCUGCAUAAUAAUGAAGCAAAUGGUUCUACUACCAACUCCUAUGUUUCAACGUUAUCCAUGGACACUGAGAGUUUGCAACGGUCAUGUCUCUCUUCUUCGGGGUUUCAAAUUUCUCACAUGUCACAUCAGGGGGGUUCUUUUGUGCGUAAACCACCGCUUUCUACAAAUUCUGUCAAGAGGAAGUGCAAUUCCACGGGUUUUCCUGAUACCAAGUGUGGAUCAUCCUCUGCUCAGUGCCAUUGCUACAAGAAAAGGAAAUUGAGGUUGAAGAGGGUGAUCAGAGUGCCGGCUAUUAGUUCCAAGAAUGCUGAUAUCCCACCCGAUGAGUAUUCGUGGAGAAAAUAUGGACAGAAACCUAUCAAAGGCUCUCCACACCCUAGAGGUUAUUACAAGUGCACCAGCGUGAGAGGUUGCCCUGCACGUAAACACGUGGAGCGUGCUGUGGACGAUUCCAACAUGCUCGUUGUCACCUACGAAGGAGAACAUAAUCACUCGCAAAUCACUUCUGAGGUGGCAAAUGUUAUCCUUGAAUCUUCUUAGCCUACCUUAAUUAAGACUAGCGCCAAUGCUUUUAGUUCAUUCAUAUAUAGGAUUUUUUAAUUGUUAUGGUCUUUGUCUCUUAAAAAAAUAAAUCCCCCUCCUCUUUCCUUGAAGUAGUUACUUUAAAAUUCGUUGAAAUACUUUAUUAAAAACAGGAGUACUAUUGGUUGGUCUUUGUAAGACUUAUUAUAUAGAAAAUGUAAAGAAAUUAAACAGCACUAAAGUGUUGAGUUGAGAUGAAGUUUGUUGCAAGUCGAUUUUUGUUUUUAUGGA
Molecule: messenger RNA, 1338 nt
Organism: Glycine soja
Lineage: Eukaryota; Viridiplantae; Streptophyta; Magnoliopsida; Fabales; Fabaceae
Product: probable WRKY transcription factor 7
Exons: 3
Coding region: 109-1065 (318 amino acids)
Biological process (GO): regulation of DNA-templated transcription
Molecular function (GO): sequence-specific DNA binding; DNA-binding transcription factor activity
Source: RefSeq, a predicted model, not a curated record